Phytophthora sojae is the source of this 1338-nucleotide messenger RNA. RefSeq lists its product as hypothetical. Gene Ontology annotation, biological process: response to pheromone; G protein-coupled receptor signaling pathway. The coding region runs from base 1 to 1338 and encodes 445 amino acids. The record is from RefSeq and is a predicted model, not a curated record. Lineage: Eukaryota; Oomycota; Peronosporomycetes; Peronosporales; Peronosporaceae. The transcript is spliced from 4 exons.
AUGCGCUCGCUCUCGCUGUUGCUCUGCCUCGCGGCGUGGCUUUCCGUCGUCCGCGGCAGCAUCUACGCGGGCUACACUGUGGGGAGGCAGUUCCAGUACAUCGGCAAGUUCUGCUUCUCCUGGACGCCCACGCUGGACGACGUCGCUGGGCGUAUCGCAGGCGAGAUCGAGACGGACGUGAACGGCCUGCAAGUUGCCAUCUACGACGAUGAAGCGCUUUUCUGGGAUUUCAUCAUGACCGAGAGCUCGUGCGACUGCUACUGCAAAGUAUCCUCUAAACACACCAAGAGCGUGUUCAAUGUCACCGCCACUACGAGUCACCACGUGACCCCCUUCUCCUUCAGUGUGGACAUCCACGAGCACCUCCGACCGAGAUUCUGGUACGUGGCGUUGGCACGCUGCGUGCCAGGCGGGGACGAGUACAAGCCUUCUUUCGCCGAGAUAACCGAGACCAAUUUCCGCAAAUACUACUUCUCGUCGUGGUACAACAUCCACAUGACGCAAGGAGAUGGAGGCGAGCUCCCCGUGCAGCAGCAAGGGAUGCCGACGAUCUACGCUGUCAUGACGGCGGUUGCGGGGGCUGCAGCUGCGGCGCAAAUUGUGGCAGUGCGCGGGAUGAGAAGCAGCGAAUCGUUCCACCCCAUUAUGAGGAUCCUCACACUCGUGGUGUUCUUCUUCUUCCUGUGCAACGCGCUGCUUUUCGUCCACUUUACCGUGUAUCAGUUCAACGGAGUGGGCGUGCCGUUCUGCAAAUAUGCGGCAAAGAUCACAGAAGUGUUCGUUCGGGUAGGGACGUUGUUACUCUCCAUGUUGAUCGCCAAAGGAUGGACCAUCAACAGUGUGGCGCUAGACGGUCAGAUCAAGCUGUCGUGCGUCAUUUUGGCAGUGCUCGUGCUGUAUCUGUCCAUGGCCAUGUGGUACCUGGUAUGGCUCGACCCGGCAUCCACGCUCUACAUUUACGACUCGUGGCCGGGGCUUGGGAUCUGCAUGCUGCAAAUGGGAGUACUCGGGUGGUUCAUCAACACCAUUUUGGAAACGCGCUCUUACGAGAAGGCUUCAGCUAAGCGGUACUUCUUCUUGCGGAUGUGCUGCUUGUUCUCAGUAUUCUUCUUAGCUCUGCCUAUCAUUGUGCUCAUCGCGUCAUUCUUGUCACCGUGGGUGCGCGAGAAGACAGUGGCCGCCAUGACGACGUCGGUGCACUGCUUCAUUUAUCUGACCCUCAUCUACACGCUCUGGCCGAGCCGGGCGCCUCGCUACUUCGAGCGCCUCUACUCCGUAUCUUCUCCUUCUGAGAAAGCAUCCUUGUGCGACCAAGGUCUUCCCACUGAAGAGCUGUAG